Molecule: messenger RNA, 3700 nt
Organism: Oryzias latipes (Japanese medaka)
Lineage: Eukaryota; Metazoa; Chordata; Actinopteri; Beloniformes; Adrianichthyidae
Gene: pdpr
Product: pyruvate dehydrogenase phosphatase regulatory subunit
Cellular component (GO): mitochondrion
Molecular function (GO): protein binding
Source: RefSeq, a predicted model, not a curated record
UGGGAUUAGCUAGCUUUCAUGUCAGACUAGCAAGACUGUGACACUGUGUAGCUACACAACAUCAACCUUUUUAGCGCUAACUUUACUGUUCUGGCGUCAAGCUUUUAAAAUGUCAGGACUCUGUUAUGCCACAAAGAAAGGUCGAUAAGCUAAGAUACUUUAUCUGUCAGCAUAUAUCGCGGAAAGCACAGCUAUGUGUAGCUGUGUUCGGAGCUCCAGCAGGGCUCUGUCCCCAGUCUUGCUCCCGAGGCUGCUCCCACAGCCUGGAUUCAGGGUGCCUGAGCGUGGCCUCUGGACCUCUCCCCAAUGUCUGGCUGUCAACGGAAGCUCCCAGCAGCCUCCUGUGCCCAGCCGAGCCCGGGUGGUGAUCUGUGGAGGCGGAAUCGUUGGAACAUCAGUGGCCUAUCACCUGGCCAAACUGGGAUGGACAGAUGUUGUGCUUCUUGAGCAGGGCAGACUCGGUGCCGGAACAACCCGACUGUGUGCCGGCAUUGUCAGCAUGGCUAAGCCUAUUUCCAUAGAGUGUCAGAUGGCCAGUUACUCCGCCAGUCUUUACCAACGCCUGGAGAAGGAAACAGGGGUUAAAACAGGUUAUGUGAAAACGGGUUCUCUGUGUUUAGCACAAAAUCAAGACCGUUUGAUCUCACUUAAGCGCCUAGCGUCAAGACUAAAGGUUUUAGGGAUCAACUGCAGCAUCAUCAAACCUAAAGAAGCGGCCAAACUCCAGCCUCUUGUUAACAUUCAUGAUCUGGUGGGAGCGCUCCACCUCCCGUCUGAUGCUGUGGUUUCCUCUCCAGACGUUAAUCAUGCUCUGGCUGUGGCUGCGGCUGGACACGGAGUUCAAAUCUUGGAGCAAACGACAGUUCAGCAGGUUGUGGUGGAAAAAGGCCAUGUGAAGGCGGUAGAGACUGACCGCGGCUCCAUUGAAUGUGACUAUUUUGUCAACUGUGCCGGUCAGUGGGCUUAUGAGUUAGGUCAGGCCAGUGAGGUGAAGGUGUCGGUUCCUCUCCAUGGCUGUGAACAUUUCUACCUUCUCACCAAGCCUCUCCAGGAGCCAGUUUCCCCUGACAUGCCAGUGGUGAUUGACAUGGAUGGCAGAAUAUAUGCAAGGCCAUGGCAGGGGGGGAUUCUCUCUGGAGGCCUUGAGAAGAACCCCAAACCUAUCUUCACAGAGGGCCGCAACCAGCUGGAGAUCCAGAACAUGCAAGAGGACUGGGACCACUUUGAACCAAUUCUCAGCGCUCUGCUCAGGAGAAUGCCCAGUCUUGAUUCAGCUGAGAUCCAUCAGCUUGUCAACUGUCCCGAGUCCUUCACUCCUGACAUGCGCUGCCUGAUGGGCGAGACCCCGGGGGUGUCCGGCUACUAUGUGCUGGCAGGAAUGAACUCGUCAGGUCUGACCUUCGCUGGAGGAGCUGGCAAGUACCUGGCAGAGUGGAUGACCUACGGUUACCCCACUGCCAACGUCUGGCUGCUGGACAUCAAACGAUUCGGCAACCUGCAAAGCAGCCGAACCUUCCUCCGGCACAGAGUGAUGGAAGUCAUGCCCCUUCUGUACGAGCUGAAAGUUCCCCGCUGGGACUUUCAAACUGGUCGUCAGCUGAGGACCAGUCCUCUGUAUGACCGUCUAGACACACAGGGCGCCCGCUGGAUGGAGAAACAUGGCUUUGAACGACCCAAAUACUUUAUUCCUCCUGGAAAAGAUCUACUGUCUUUGGAUCAGAGUAAGACUUUCUACAAGCCUGACUGGUUCGACAUUGUUGGAGCAGAAGUCAAAUGCUGCAAGGAGGCGGUCUGUGUCAUUGACAUGUCGUCCUUCACAAAGUUUGAACUGACAUCAACAGGGGACCAGGCGCUGGAGCUGCUGCAGCAUCUGUGUGCCAAUGACCCAGAUGUUCCUGUGGGACACAUCGUCCACACUGGAAUGCUAAAUGAGAGAGGAGGCUAUGAGAAUGACUGCAGUGUGGUCCGCCUCAGCAAAAACUGCUUCUUCAUCAUCUCUCCAACAGACCAGCAGGUUCACUGCUGGUCGUGGAUAAAGAAACAUAUGCCCAACGAUCCGCACCUCCACCUGGAGAAUGUCAGCUGGAAGUACACAGCUCUAAACCUGAUUGGACCUCGGGCAAUGGACGUUCUGGCUGAGCUGUCGUAUGUUUCCAUGACGCCUGACCACUUUCCCUCCAUGUUCUGUAAGGAGAUGAGCGUGGGUUACGCCAACGGAAUCAGAGUGAUGAGUAUGACUCACACCGGAGAGCCAGGCUUCAUGCUCUACAUCCCCAUAGAGUACGCCCUGCAUGUGUACAACGAGGUGAUGUCGGUGGGUCAGAAGUACGGCAUCCGCAAUGCAGGAUAUUACGCACUGCGGAGCCUACGCAUCGAGAAAUUCUUCGCUUUCUGGGGUCAGGACCUGGACGCCUUCACCACCCCGCUCGAGUGUGGACGGGAGUUCAGGGUCAAGUUUGACAAGGACACUAACUUUCUUGGACGGGAGGCCUUGUUGCAGCAACGCCAGGAGGGAGUGUUCCGUCGGUUUGUCAUGCUGGUUCUGGAGGACCACGACACCGAACUGGACUUAUGGCCAUGGUGGGGAGAGCCCAUCUACCGCAACGGUCAGCUGGCCGGAACGACCACCAGCAGCGCCUACAGCUACACUCUGGAACGCCACGUCUGCCUGGGCUUCGUGUCUCCUCCUCCAGACGAAGAGGGGCUCCCCAAACCCAUCACUCCCGACUUCAUCAACCGCGGUGACUACGAGUUGGACAUCGCUGGUCAGCGCUAUCCCGCCAAAGCCAAGCUCUAUCCAUUCAGCUCCCUGUUUGCUCAACAAAAACGCCGCAAAGAAGACAUGGAGCUCACCAACCUCCAGGCAGAGGAGCAGAAGUGAGGCAGACGGGCAGAAGCUUUCCUCCUUUCUCCCUGCUCCUCCUCAUCAAGGCUUCAACGCUCUUUGUCUGCUGGUUCCUUUCCAAGUCUUGCUGUCAGACUGCUUGUAUUUAGGAAGCACAAACGCUUAAGGCCGUGUUCCCGUCUCCCCUAAAUUCUCCCCGUCCUGUUUGACGCUCAAACUCCAUCCUGUCACGCUCAAGUGCCUUUAUCCAGGCAGGAUUUACAUUAGCCGUUGCAGACUGGCUGAAGUGUGAAGAACUGAUUUACACCUACAGUCUCUCCAGGUGUUUUUCCAAAUACUCUGCACAGUCUGAGGGAAACGUCAGCGGCAAUGUGCAAACCCACACACGGUCCAUCUGCUGCUGUACAGAACGAGAGACUUCAGACACUAAACUUUUUGCACUUUUGUCAGCUUUACAGCACCUGACAAAAAAAAAAGGAAAGGAAUUCUUUCCAAACGGAGGAAAGGGCUCAAUAAUCUGAGAAGCCCAAUGAUUACCAAACCUAUGAUGUAUUUGCCAUUUAUGACACUCGAAACAAAUUCUUUCUCCGGUUUAAUGUCCUCAUGAUCCGCUUUGAGCUGCUGCGUGAUGUUUUUGCUCAAACGUUGCUUCAAUCUGUUAUUUAUGUUUUACGAUCGUCCUGAAACCUCGAUGCACUUUCAGGCUGAAGUUCAGUUUUGGAUGUUUUGUUGAAUGUGCUGCUGAUGAAGCAUGGAUGAGGGGAAAGUGGUGUGCUGUCUCCAGUAAUUCAUUUUAGAUGUUUGUGUUCAGGGUUUUGCUGCAAUUUCAAAAUAAACGAUGUAUUUUUGUACGGU